This is a messenger RNA of Ctenopharyngodon idella (grass carp), 6654 nucleotides long. It is a transcript of the gene plcl1, whose product is annotated as phospholipase C like 1. Gene Ontology annotation, molecular function: phosphatidylinositol-4,5-bisphosphate phospholipase C activity. The record is from RefSeq and is a predicted model, not a curated record. The coding region runs from base 578 to 3994 and encodes 1138 amino acids. NCBI's taxonomy places the organism in Eukaryota, Metazoa, Chordata, Actinopteri, Cypriniformes, Xenocyprididae. The transcript has 8 exons. Gene Ontology annotation, biological process: intracellular signal transduction; lipid metabolic process.
UUGUUCCAGUGUCAGUGGCGUUCCUCAUUCUCGACUAACCAAACAACACACAGUGAGAUGAGGCGAUCAACAUCCACAACCAUUACUCCGGCGUUUCUUUUCCAUCAUGCUGACACAGAACGCGCACAUUUGGGGUUGUUUUGAUGCCCGUUAGUAUUUGGUGACCCGCAAUCCCUCCGCUCUCCUGCAUAUCUGUUAACAAAUGUGCAUUUUUUUGCACGUGUCAGAUUCAGAUUAUUUGACGCACACUGGAUCAAUAAGAGAAGUUAGGUACUUUUUAACUUGUUGCUCGGUGAUGCUUGUGUCCUGUUGCGCAAGAGGAUGAUUCAUGAGCCAUUUGUUAUACAUAUAAUUUUUGCUUCGAGGUAUUUGACUGGCAAAAGUUGCUUUAGGAUGGGCUCAAGGAACGAGAUCCAUUCUCAACCUGCCGUACAGUCUGCGCAAUUAAGUUAAAUUGGACUACUGGAGAUACCCAAAGACGCAUAUCGAGAGUUGGAUGUGGACGUUCUUGGGUCCAAAUACGUGUACCUUUAUCAGAGUAAAAUUAUAUUGAUUUCCUAACCAACUAAUACUGGAGAUGUCGGAGUCUUACGAGGACGGGGUGUGCGGAGAUGGAGCUCCGGACUUCAUCCCACCGAGAGCGAUUCGAUCAGGCCGGCGGAGUGGAGUCAGCGUGCCGCUGGUGGAGCGCGAUGAGGCGGCUCUCCUGGAGUCAGUGAAAAUGGCACCGAGGAGGAGCAGCAUCAUUAAGGACCCUUCAGUGGCCAAGGUCAGUGGUGGGAGGAAGAAAACGGUUUCCUUUAGCAGUAUGCCAUCAGAAAAGAAGGUGAGCAGUGCUGCAGAUUGCCUUGCUUUCAUGCAGGGUGGCUGCGAGCUAAAGAAGGUACGACCCAACUCACGCAUCUACUCGCGAUUCUACACUUUGGACACGGAGCUGUCCUGCCUUCGUUGGGAACCCUCCAAGAAAGAUGGUGACCGAGCCCGACUUGACAUCUCUGCCAUUCGUGAGGUCCGCACAGGGAAAAGCACAGAGACCUUCCUUCAUAAUGGCCCAUCGGAUCACCUGGCUGAAGAAGCAGCCUUCUCCAUCAUUCAUGGUGACGAGUAUCAGUCUCUGGACCUGGUUGCUCUCUCUGCCGAUGUGGCCAAUAUCUGGGUGACAGGGUUGCGGUACCUAUUGUCUCACCCUGGUGCCAUUGGAGGAGGGAUUGGAGGGGAUGGAGGGGUGGGAGAGGCCAGCAUUGGAAGCAAGAUGAGGCGGAACUGGUUGGCGACAGAGUUUGCUCUGGUUGAUGAGGAUGGACACGGAAUUGUGUCUGAAGAUACGGCAGUGGCCACCAUCUGUAAACUCAGCCCUGGCAUUAAGGAAGCAAAGGUGCGUUUACGCUUUAAGGAAAUUCAGAGGAGCAAAGAGAAGCUAACAUCUCACGUUACCCUGGAAGAGUUCCAGGAGGCCUACUGUGAGUUGUGUACACGACCUGAUGUCUAUUUCUUGCUAGUGCAACUCUCUAAAGACCGAGAGUGCCUUGACGCUCAGGACCUGCGUCUGUUCCUGGAGACGGAGCAAGGUCUGUCAUUGGCCACCACUGAGGGCUGCUUGGAGCUUCUUCGCCGCUUUGAGCCCUCUGCAGCUGGACGUGAGCGAGGUUUACUGGGCUUGGAUGGCUUUACCCGCUACCUACAGUCAGCUGAGUGCCAGUUGUUAGACCCUGAGCAUCAGAAUGUGUGCCAGGAUAUGAAGAUGCCCCUGUCUCAUUAUUUCAUCAGUGCCUCCUACCGCUCCUACCUGCUGGAUGACCAAGUGCAUGGCCGGGCUGAUCUUGGGGGGCUCACUCGGGCCCUGCAGGCUGGCUGUCGGUGUCUGGAGCUGGGGGUUACCGAUGGGCCAGAAGGGGAGCCACUAUUGGGUGUAGACCAUGGUACAGAUGGAAAGCAUCUUCACCACCAUCAUCAUCACCACCAUCAUCACCAUCAUGGUUCUGUUACUCUGCGCAGUGCCCUAGAAGUAGUCAACAAGUAUGCUUUUCUCACCUCCCAGUAUCCUCUGCUGCUGUAUCUAUGCCAGCGUUGCUCACCUUCCCAGCAAUGUACUCUUGCGCAACACCUAAAAAAGGUUUUUGGAUCCAAGCUCUAUACCCCUGAAUCUCUACCUGUCAGUCUGGGAGGUCGCGCAACCACUUUGCCCUCUCCAGAGCAGCUAAAGGGUAAGGUGCUUCUUGUCGGAAAGAAGCUACCUCCAGAAGAGGAAGAUUCUGAAGGAGAGGUAUCUGAGGAGGAUGAGGAGAUUGGUGGCGGUGGUCCACUGGCUGGCCGAAGGAUGACUAUCCCUGGGGAAGAGGAACUAGGGGUGGUCCUUGUUGUUCCCCCACCCCCACAGCCAAGGCGCCUCCGUUUGCGGCGUGAAUUGUCCGAUCUCGUUGCAGUUGCUCGUACCGGAAGUCGUAACUUUUAUGCUUACCGGGCGAGUACUCAGCAGUCCCAGCAGCAUUCUCCCCCUUCUACUCCUUCUACACCUGGUACACCUAUGACCCUUGACCCCCCCUGCUGGACCCUGUGCUCUCUCGGGGAAGGGGAGGCAGGACGGCUGGCUAGCGAGAGCCCAGAGGAGCUUGUGUGCUUUACCAAGCGCAAUCUAACCCGUGUCCGGCCCAGCUCAGUAAGGCUAGACUCUAGCAACCCAAACCCGCAAGGCUACUGGAAAGGAGGUGUGCAACUGGUUGCGCUUAACCAACAGACACCAGGUGCCAUGCUAGACCUGACCCGUGGCCGUUUUAUGCAGAACGGUGGGUGUGGAUAUGUGCUUCGUCCAGCAGUCAUGCGAGAGGAGGUUUCCUACUUCAGUGCCCAGUCACAAGGCUGUGUGCCUGGCGUACCACCGCAAACACUCAGGGUGAAGGUCAUUAGUGCCCAUAGUCUACCCAAGCCACAAGGCUCUGGUGCCAAAGGUGAGGUCAUCGACCCAUAUGUGGUGCUGGAGCUGCAUGGUGUGCCUUCAGACUGCACAGAACAGAGAACUCGCACUGCUGCCCAGAACCAGGAUGACCCACUGUUUGAUGAAACCUUUGAGUUCCAGGUGAACAUGCCUGAACUAGCCCUGCUGCGUUUCGUAGUUCUGGAUGAUGAUUAUAUAGGAGAUGACUUCAUUGGCCAGUACACCAUCUCCUUUGAGUGUCUACAGCCUGGUUACCGCAAUGUGCCCCUUAUGGGCCUCGCUGGAGACCCUUUGCCCCAUGCCAGCCUGUUUGUACACGUCGCUAUCACUAACCGCAGAGGUGGGGGAAAGGCCCAGAGACGGGGUCUGUCCGUCAGGAGAGGAGCGCGGCGUGGAAGAGAGUACGUCACCCUGCGUAACACGGGCAUCAGAGUGCUGGAUGACACUUUCCGCCCAGCCAGCGGACCUCUGCGAGAGGCUACAGACCUGCGAGAGGAUGCGCUGAGCGCUACAGUGGCUUUUAAAGAGCAGUGUGGGCUCCCCCCGAUGGCCACACCGAAGCAGUGCAUCCAGAGCUUGGCCACGAGGUUGCAGACUCCAGACGGGCCCCCAGGGGCCACACUCAUGCUGAAGGAAGGUUACCCGUGCCUGGAACCUGUGGGCAACUUGACUGACGCCACUCGUAAACUGCUAAAUGGUUAUGACACGAUGGUUUCUGCUAACAGACAGCUGAUUGAAAAUGCAGAUGGAGUGCAGGAGAGAAUCGCACAAGUGCAAAAGGAAGGAAUGGUGCUUCACGAAGACCUGCCCAGGUUAGGAGAAAAGGAAAAUCUGAAAGGCCGUAAACAAAGUAAAGCUGUGGAAAGUUUCACUUGGAACAUCACUGUGCUGAAGGGUCAGUGUGACCUCCUGCGCAGUGCUAAGAUAGAUGCUUUGGAUACGUUGAGGCAGCUGGCAUUGGCCUGUGAGGCAUCCGGCCUGAUCAUGAUCUCUGACGGUCCGUACACCCCUCAUGGCCUGUCCUCCAGACGUGCCAGUAGCCAUGGCAACGGUCGCAUCUGAGCCCCGGAGAGACACAGGGAUUGAGAGAGCAUAUAUUCAUAGGUGAAUGAAUGGUUGAAUGUUGGACAGACAGAAAGACAGAUGUAUAGGUGGACAGAUGCAAGUAGGGACAUUUGUCCUUUAUUGCAAUUGGUGCUUGUUUUUAGCACAGCAAGCAAUUAGAGGACAAAAUAAGGAAUGUUCUUAUCAAGACCUACUGAAUGAAGGACGUAAGAGGAAUUAAAGUAAAUUCCUCAGCGAUAUAAAAUGGCUAAUGUCAAAAACGUAGAUUUCGCUGGAAUGAAUAUCGUUCCUGAAAUAUUUAAGAGGACUUUAGUGUUUAACUAAAAGUAGAGAAACAUUCUUUCGAGCAUUUUAGAAAAAUGUAUAAACCUAAAACUGAGUGGUUUCCCUAGUUCGUGACUAAACCACCAAAGUGUGAGGUUUGUUUACUCAGGUUAGCACAAACACAUCUCAGAAGCAAUUUUUGGAGGGUCUACCGAGGGUCGGUCUGCAUCACCUCUGUGCUGUCACUCAAACUGAUUGACAGGUGACGUCCACCAGCAGGACUGCACUGAUUCUGCCCCUAAGCCCUAUCCAGCCCAGCAUGGAUGUGAUCAUUCCGUUGGAGGGAACCAUAUCCUCAUCUUCCGUCUUCACCAGUGACACGGAUCAUUUUCAACUCAUUAACAAUGCAGAAUGAACUCAAGAAGGCUUUGUUAAAAUACUGCUCAGUGCUCCCUAACAGUGUUAACUGAGCCAGUUGCUCAAUUGGACGACCUGUACCCAUUACACCACAUUUCCUUGUAAUCCAUACAGAGUUCAGCACCUGGGAUUCGAACAAUGUUUGGAACAAAUCAAUGAAUUACAUUUUGGGUCAAAAGUGACUUUAUUCACAACGUACAUUCGUUGAUUGGAUAAAGAUAUUCGAAGACAAACUGAGUCCACUGGCAGGGUCGUUGUGUUUUUUUUUUUUUUGUCAUAAUGAAGACAAAAAUGCUACUAAACAUGGAGGAUUACUGCCGGAUGUUUGAUUUAAAAAAAAAAAAAAAAAAAAAAAACUAUUAUAAACUGCUUUAAGCACUGAGAGGACUAAAAUAGAUAAAAAUCUAAAGUACAAACUGUUUUACAACUUUCAUUGUGUAACAUUUAACAGUGUUGUGAUAGACAAGGAAAACGUUGGCAGUAUUUUGUCUACUGCCGUCAAAGACACUUACAUAGACUAGGUUUUGAAGUUUUCUUUCCAUAUAUUAACAGAAUAACAGAAAUUAUUAGAUAUGUGAGAUUGGAAAACUAUAUAUAUUAUUUUUCUUAUGGUAGACAAGUAGAAGUGUUUGUACGUUGAGUGUGUUUGUGAGUGUAUGUGUGCAAGGGUGCUAAUGUAAAUGUUUGAGACGUUUCAGUGGCACAUGUUCUGAAUGUGACCAAUCUGAUGCCCGAUCGAUUCGGGCGGUGGAUUUUAAACGAAAACCUGAAUAUUGGUUGAUGUCAAACAUUUUAUUUUAGAAGACCAAAUGAGCAUUUUAUAGUGAAUGGGUGUGCAAAUUGAUAAAGAAUGGCACAAGAAAAAGCAUAGCAUUUCCACACAAGCAGAAUUCCUGUUGUCCUGUUUUGUGUUUCCACAAGACUUUUAUUCUUCUUUUAAACUCUUUUACUCUACUUUGUAUUCUUCUCUACUACUUUUAUGUAUUUAAUUUUCUCUUCCUUUUUCUGUGCCCUUGUUCUCUUUCUGACUGAGGGGGUGAACGAUCCACACGUCCUGUGACUGUUUGUACACGUACAUGUCUGAACUGAAUGUGUACUGACUCCUAAAGUGUUCCUUAAAAAACAAAUGGUUUGCUGAAGAGUGAACAAAAUUUUGUGAAUUAUAUAAGAGAAAUGUAGAUAGUAUAGCUUUAAGCUACAAACAUAGUUGUCCUCUUUAUAAUGUCAAUGCGUGUGGCGUGUGUGUGUGUCUAACACGUAACCCUUGUUCCUCUGGCCACUGGACCUGCACCCCGAGGAUACGUGUACCUGCAAAAGGGUCAAAAUCUAAAUAAUGAAUACCCAUUUACAGUAUUAGCUUUCCGUUUCAGUUUAGAUGGCUCUUGAGAGCAAUCAGACAUGAGAAGUGAGUUGUCUCACUUUAGACAGGUACAAUUACUCUUAUGAGCAAUCGGAUACAAAUACAAUGCGUCACUGUCCGUAAGGGGUCGAUGACGAGCAAAAUGAACCCCAUUGAGGUGCACUUUAAACUAAACAGAGCAAUCCAUUUGGACCGGUCUAUUGAUUCCUGCAGUAUUAGGUAGUGGUCAACAUCUCAAGAUGGUGCAAUAUUACUCCGCUGUUUGACAUUAAACAUAAUGACUAGUCUAAUGAGAAGCAUUAAUCCAGCUGUCUUAAUUUCCUGUUUCUGCUUUAUUUUCCGUGUGUGCUUACCGUGCGUUUGUUGUGUCUGCCUUUCCUCUGACUCUUAAAAAUGAAAUCUGUUGUUUGAAAUAUUGUUCUGUCACAUUCUUGUUAGCAGUUGUUGUCCUUGUAUAAAUGGAGAGUAUUUAUUAAAGGUGACAAGCGUGCAUUAAACAAAGUAAACUUCAAAGCAAUGUUGCUUUUAUUUUGAAAUGAUGGUUUGUAUUUUAUAACAUUAACAAGCUGAUGUAACACAGAUGUGCCCCAGACUAAAUAAAGCUAUCUUUUACUGA